GCAUAAUAUAUAUAUAUAUAUAUAUAUAGAUUUUGUUAACGCGUGCCCUUACGGCACAUGCUGAUAAGCUUAAACAGAUUGUACAUUUUGAGUCUAUUUGGUCAUAAUUAUGUAUGUCUGCCUACAUCUUUCUUGGGAAUCUAUUUUGUGAAAAGAACGUAGUUCUUGUACUUGGCAUUGUGUCUUGCAAAGGGGAUGGGUGAAGUUACUUCCCACAGGAAGGAUAUCUUAACGGGUCUGAGAGAGCUCAAGAAAUCGUCUACAAUGGCAUUUGAUAUGCUGAAAGUUUUCUCAGAAGGGAAUGACUCCAGUGCUGACCUGUGGAAUCAUAAAGAAUUAGUUCAAGAAGAUUGCAAUGUAAAUGGAAAAGUGCUGUCAGUAGUUUGCUUCAAAAACAAGAUAUUUUCUGGCCAUUCAGAUGGAACGAUAAAGGUAAAUGAGCCAAUCUGUUAG
This is a messenger RNA of Camellia sinensis, 453 nucleotides long. NCBI's taxonomy places the organism in Eukaryota, Viridiplantae, Streptophyta, Magnoliopsida, Ericales, Theaceae. The record is from RefSeq and is a predicted model, not a curated record.